This is a messenger RNA of Harmonia axyridis, 1731 nucleotides long. RefSeq names its product protein unc-119 homolog (gene unc-119). The transcript is spliced from 3 exons. Lineage: Eukaryota; Metazoa; Arthropoda; Insecta; Coleoptera; Coccinellidae. Gene Ontology annotation, cellular component: cilium. Gene Ontology annotation, molecular function: lipid binding. Gene Ontology annotation, biological process: cilium assembly; nervous system development; lipoprotein transport. The coding region runs from base 83 to 730 and encodes 215 amino acids. The record is from RefSeq and is a predicted model, not a curated record.
UUUUGACAACUGACAGUUUGUUGUUCCUUAUGUCAAACCUUUUUCAUUAAUUUUUGUAUGAUAUCGUUAUUUUUUAACAAAAAUGAGCGUUGUAAGAGAAAAACACGAUCUACAAUCAAACAAAAUAUUAGGUCCAGUUGAAAACAACAAGAUCAUCACGCCGGACGAUGUUUUGCAUUUGACAAAAAUCACCGAUACUUAUUUGUGCGAUCCAGACGCCAAUAUCUACGAUAUAGACUUUACUAGGUUCAAAAUUAGAGAUCUAGAAAGCGGAGCUGUACUGUUCGAAAUAGCAAAACCCUUGCCGGAAAACGUGGACGAAAAUUCUGAUAAAAAUACGGAAAACGAAGAGCCUCUGGAUCCAAAUUCUGGUAGAUUUGUGAGAUACCAAUUCACGCCGCAGUUCUUGAAACUGAAAACUGUGGGGGCCACAGUUGAAUUCACGGUUGGAAGUAGGCCUGUCAAUAGAUUCAGGAUGAUUGAAAGGCAUUUCUUCAGAGAUAAGUUGCUCAAGACUUUUGAUUUUGAAUUUGGAUUCUGCAUUCCUUACUCUACCAACACUUGCGAACAUAUUUAUGAAUUUCCAACACUUUCUCCCGACUUAGUGAAGGAAAUGAUUGCAGCACCAUUUGAAACAAGAUCUGAUAGCUUCUAUUUUGUUGAUGAUCGCCUUAUUAUGCACAACAAAGCAGAUUACGCAUACAAUGGUGGUAUGUCAUCUCAGACUUAAGUUGUCGUUUUUACAGGGUCUUUUUUAUCAACUGAACAAUAAUUAUCUGAAUUUUCAUACACCUAAAAGGAAAGGUUUUUUCUUCUACUUGCAGGCAUCAAAUCAAACAAUCCUAUAAAUUUUGAUAUUUGUUUGUUAUAAUGUUGGAUGUUAGGCUUUUCUGGAACCUUUAAAGUACUGGCUGUUCAGUUGCAAGAAUAUUAACUUAAUGCUAUUUAUAUUUGCUACAUUUAUUUUAUAUAUUUUGCUAUAAAAUAAUUUUUUUUUCGAGAUGCCUGUUGAAAGUAAUUGGUCUAAGGGGCUUUCUUAGCUGUCUCACAAGCUUCAACUCGCAUAUAAAGCACAAUAUUAUCACUGUAAUUUGCUUUACAAAAAACUUGUCAAAGUAUAUCUUCUAAUAUAUAAACACAUUCAUAUAGAAUAUAGAAAGGAAUUUAUAUAGUUAGGUUCCUCUAUUUUGUUGAAAUAAGUUUUUGAACUAUCUAAUCAAAAAUUUAUGUUUGUGAUCAAAGAUUUAGACAAAUUUUUAAAAUUAGCCUAUAGUUAAUUCCAAUAAAUAUUUAGAGUUAACAUACUCGCCAAAUACUUCUAAUUUACAUUCCUACUGAAAGUAAAUAUACUCCAUAUUACAAGGUCAAUUUGAAAUUCGAGACAUCUCCCAGAAAUGUUUCCCCAAAGAUUUAUCAAUGUUUUGAAUAUUGUGGGUUACAUUGGAAACAAUACUUUUCAAAUUGAUCAAGAUAGAAAAUACAUUCUUUCAUAAUUUAAAUUAGAUGUCUCCAAAUUUCAUAUUGAUCAACUAAUUGAAUGCAAAUCCUUUUCAUAGAGGAAAACCUAUACUGCAUAUUGUUAUUUCAGGAUUUUUGUGGCCAAUCUUUUGUGCAUGAUGAUCAAUAUUGAAUGUUGUCUGUUUUUUUCAGGUGUUUUCUAUGGAUUAAUUUUUUACAAAGAAUAAACUAUUUAUAGAUUUAUUGUACUAAAAAUAUAUGUAUGAAACUAUA